Molecule: messenger RNA, 579 nt
Organism: Prorocentrum cordatum
Lineage: Eukaryota; Dinophyceae; Prorocentrales; Prorocentraceae
Source: the annotation of a GenBank genome assembly
GUGCCUUUUUUUGCCCUCGCCCGCGGCGCGGCCCCCGCGGGGGCCUGCAGGUGCAUGCCCCCAUUCCCUGGCGCCCGCAGACUGCAAGGGAGUGGUGCGCGCGACGCCGAUAUCGGCAGCUCCCUGCUGUCGCCGCCAAAGCCGCGGUCGCGGGUGCAGGGCGAGGUCCGCUUUUCCGAGGCGCAUGGCAACGGCGGCGCGAGCCCGAGCUCGAAGGCCGCGCUCCCGUGCGUCUCCUCCCGGCAGCAGCACUGCGUCCAGGACCGCGAGGGCAGCGUCCGGGGCUACCACGUCGGCUUCGACGCGAGGGCCUCCGGCGUGCACUUCGCGCAGCACAGGAGACGAAGAUCGUCGCCUCCACGUGGACAGGGGACCUCUACGUGGGAACCCGCGGGCGAUUCCGCAACUUCCUCGUCCGUCUCGGACCGUUGGCACGAGUCCCGGGUGGCUGCGUCGAUGCGGGCCUUCCUGCGCUCGAGAGUGUGGCAGACCGCGAGCAUGGGCGCCCUCUUCGUGGCCCUCUUCUUCGCGGACGUGUUCGUGUGGUCCCGUCGAAUGUCGAGCUGGACGCCAUCCUGA